This is a messenger RNA of Pseudovirgaria hyperparasitica, 2064 nucleotides long. RefSeq names its product dual specificity protein phosphatase-like protein PPS1. The coding region runs from base 1 to 2064 and encodes 687 amino acids. Gene Ontology annotation, molecular function: protein tyrosine/serine/threonine phosphatase activity. The transcript has 5 exons. Lineage: Eukaryota; Fungi; Ascomycota; Dothideomycetes; Acrospermales; Acrospermaceae. The record is from RefSeq and is a predicted model, not a curated record. Gene Ontology annotation, biological process: protein dephosphorylation; nuclear DNA replication.
AUGGCUGCUAUUGUAGCUCGAAGUCCAGCGCUACCCUCACGCACCGCAACGCCUCCGCCGCAUCUCACGCUCAAUACCUCUACGAGAGGAACUCCCGCGCCUGUACCCAACAAACACUUACCGUUCUGCUCGCCGGGGCCCACUCCUAGGAGAGGUCUGGAGACUCCCCCAGCCUCUCCGCCAACCAAGAAUGCCAUCAUUGAAUCUUCUUCAGUACUGUAUCCUCCCGAUAACUUCACUCACAUCUUCAAGGAGCCUCCCAUAUACUCAAUCGAUGCAAAGAAAGUGGUCGAAGCUGUGGAACAGUUCUCAUCACAGCCAUUACCAGAUACCAAACAAGUGUUUCCAUGGUUGCAUGGUCUACAUGCCGAAAACCAGAUGCAACUGGCCUUCUUUGUCCAAAGGAAAAAGGCACUGAGGAGGACACCAAAAUGCAUCCGUGGAAUAACCAUUGUGAAGGCCGGUGGUGACCUGAAUCAUUCAAAGUUGAAGGGCGCAAUCGCCCCGGAAGAGCUGCUAGUCUCGCAUAACUUGUACGAUAGCCAAGCGUCAUUCAUCGAAUGCGACCCCAAGGACGGCUUUUCGGUGAGAAACUUCCAAAUACAGAUAGCUAAGAUGGCCGCGGUUUCGGAUAUCAUUGUUUACGGCGAUUCCAUCACUCCGUCUCGGCAGGUCAUAAAUCUCGCAAAGCAGAUCUCAUUGGCGCAGAUAGCCUGGCGGGAGCGACAUGUUGCUGCGGGAGCUGAACCUCAAGUGUUCAAUACGUUCGCAGUGACUGACAGCUACGACAUCUUUGAGGCGAAUUAUGGCUCAGUCGUUGCAAUAGAUUCGAAGGGCAAGACGACGGGACAGACAAUCGACUUUUUCCACCGUGAACGUUUUGAGAUGUGUGUAAUGUCAAAAGCAUCCGAGAUCAGCAAAGGAGUGUACCUUGGACCAACACCGGACCAAAUGCUAGAGUGCUCCCCUGGUGAAUCUGACUAUGAUGUUCUCAUUGAGGCAAGCGAUCUGGCCCAUGUUUCGGAAACUAGUACACUCAACGCUGCGCUAAAGUCGUCACAAGAUCAAGGCCAAUGGCCUCUUCAUCUUGACUUUCUUUCGUCCGGAAGCAUUCUUCCCCCAACUUGGUCGCACAUGGAGGUUGAUGGGCUAAUGGAGAUGUGCAAGUGGAUAUAUGAAUUUGUUCAUGAGCAAGACGAGUUUAUAAACGACUCGAAAGAUGAAGAUGGCGAUAAUAUUAUGAUGUCGCGACUCAAUCUCAAGCGCAAGGUCUUGAUUCACUGCGCAGAUGGGUACACCGAAUCGUCACUGUUGGGUCUAGCAUAUUUCAUGUAUGCCGAGGGCCUCACAGUCCAUGAGGCGUGGAUCAAGCUCCACGUUGAGAAAGGCCGGAACUUCUUUGCGUAUCCGACAGAUGUUGCGUUGCUGAAAGCCAUUCAGCCUCGAAUUCUCUCAGAAUCUCCACGAUGGAAGGGCGAAAUCACAUCCAUCCAAGACCCCAAGUGGCUAGCACGUAUCGACGGUAGUCUACCUAGUCGUAUCCUACCAUACAUGUACCUGGGUAAUCUCGGACACGCCAACAAUCCAGACAUGCUGAAAGAGCUCGGCAUCAAACGCAUUCUUAGUGUGGGAGAACCCAUUAACUGGGCGAGAGAGGAAAAUUCAUGGCCCACGGAGAACCUGUUGUACAUCGACAGAGUACAAGAUAAUGGUGUUGAUCCGUUGACGGAAGAAUUCGACAAGUGUUUGCGAUUCAUUGAACGCGGGAAGCAAGACGGGAGUGCGACACUUGUACACUGUCGCGUUGGUGUAUCCAGGUCUGCGACCAUAUGUAUCGCGGAGGUCAUGAGUGAGCUGGGCCUUUCAUUUCCUCGUGCAUACUGUUUCGUCCGUGCACGACGCUUGAAUGUUAUCAUUCAACCGCAUUUGCGAUUCACCUACGAGUUGCUCAAGUGGGAAGAGUACCAGCGCUUGAAGUGCGGUGCGCCCCUGAAGCGCGAGCUCGAAUGGGCGACUGUCUGUCGCGAAAUUGCCCUUAUGAACAAGCCGUAUUCGAGGCAGUAG